Molecule: messenger RNA, 963 nt
Organism: Brenthis ino (lesser marbled fritillary)
Lineage: Eukaryota; Metazoa; Arthropoda; Insecta; Lepidoptera; Nymphalidae
Source: the annotation of a GenBank genome assembly
AUGCUUUUCGGCCAGAGGUUUAAGAUGGCGAUAUUUCUUCCAAUACUCUUCAGCAUUUUAGUCCUUCAAACAACCUCGAGAGCUGCACCGAAUGUUUUGGUUAAUAAGAAUAUAGAGGAAGAUCCUAAGCUUGAUAAUGAACCAUAUGGUGCCGCUGAAACUAUAAACGUUGAUAGUAAAAACGAAAAUAACGAACGACAAAAAAGGUAUUUUGAUUAUAACGUAGAACUUGAAUAUCCACCAUAUAAUUUUGAUUUCAACUAUCCCUAUCCAAGCCGUUUCAAUUACAACAAGAGGGACGAAUCUCAAAAUAUAGGUGGAUAUGGCACAGAAGGUACAUUAAGGUAUGUUUUAAGAUAUCUGCAAAAAAUUGUUCGUGAUAUCAGGCAGCAAUCAUCCGUAUCACAUGUUCCAAUAAGUACUCCGACAUAUAUACCGUUGUUUUACAUACCACAAGUGGACUGCAGUUGCAUUUCUAACAAUAACCCACCGUCACCAACAAAUAAUAACAAUAACAAUCAACACACUACAAAAUCUCCCACAAAUCAAGAAACAAAUACACCAGAGCUUCCUGACAGAUUGGGCCCUGUCAAUGAUGAUGUAGAUGAGGACGGUAACAGACCUAUUUCAUUGGAUCCUGUUGAACCUUCAUCGCCAUUAGAUGUUCCUGUACCACCCGUAGAGCAUGGCAGUGUACAAGCAGGUGCCAAGUUACCACAAAAUGUACCGACCACUAAAAGAACGCCGUCAAAUAGUCCAACUUUGCCAAGUAUCAGCAAAACAGAACCGCCCGGCCUUUGUGAAGCAGCAGUGUUAUUUUGUUGUUUACAACCUCAAAUAACGCAAAAAUGUUUCGAAAGACAGGGCUGCCCAGAUCCUUCAAUUUAUGGUAAUCCAUGUGAACCUCAAACAUUUAGGCAGAUACUGGAGAGAGUUUAUACGCAUGUUAAGCAACGAAAUGGU